AUGUCGAGAGUCGGUAAUCCCGUUUCGAAGAUCAGCCGGUCUAUUGGGUCCGUGGCGAGUCGUUCCGCUGUCGAAGCUCCGCAUGCAUCCUUGGCUCCUAAAUAUGCCGAACUCCUCCGCAACCGCCGGCCUCGCAUUCCCGACGCCCAGUCUGAUCCGAACCUCGUCACCUUCCCUAGCCAUGCUCCCAAUGCCUCGGUCGAGCGCCGUACGCCCGUCCCCAUUCUCUUCAACCCUCAGAAGGCUGCCCAGCAGCAGGCUCCGGCGCCGGCGCGGGGAUUUUCUACUGUCACACCCGAGGUCCACUUCGUCGCGGGCGACCUCAAGAACUCGGAGCCCUCGACUGCUCGCCUCGAGCAGCUCGAUGUCGACGAGGUCGCACGCACCGCUGCGGCUGCCUAG
Parascedosporium putredinis is the source of this 402-nucleotide messenger RNA. The record is from the annotation of a GenBank genome assembly. Lineage: Eukaryota; Fungi; Ascomycota; Sordariomycetes; Microascales; Microascaceae.